AUUUGUUUUUCCGCUCUCAUAUUAAUUACUCUCUCUCUCUCCCACCUUCCACCAUUACAUUUACACCCCCAAAAUAAAACUCUCGACACAUUUUCAUUUCUGUUACUAGUAUAUGAUCUCAUAACCUAAGUGAUAAAUCUCAAGGAUUACGUAUAUAUAUAGAUACACACAUAUAUAUAUAUAUAUAUAUACGUUUCUGUAUACUAGUAUAGAUUGGAGAUGGCGGGCGGAUAUAGGGCAGACGACGACUACGAUUACCUCUUCAAGCUGGUCCUGAUCGGCGACUCCGGCGUCGGCAAAUCGAAUUUGCUGUCCAGAUUUGCUCGGAACGAGUUCAGCUUGGAGUCAAAGUCUACUAUUGGCGUCGAAUUCGCCACCCGCAGCAUUCGCGUCGAUGAUAAGGUCGUCAAGGCUCAGAUUUGGGAUACCGCCGGCCAGGAACGAUACCGCGCGAUCACAAGUGCAUACUACCGAGGUGCCGUAGGAGCACUUCUCGUGUACGACGUGACUCGCCACGUCACAUUCGAGAACGUGGAGAGGUGGUUGAAGGAGCUGCGGGACCACACGGACCAGAACAUAGUGAUAAUGCUGGUCGGCAACAAGGCGGAUCUCCGCCACCUACGAGCAGUCUCCACAGAGGACGGGCAAGCCUUUGCAGAGAGAGAGAAGACAUAUUUCAUGGAGACAUCUGCACUCGAGUCCUUAAACGUUGAAAAUGCCUUCACGGAAGUGCUUACACAAAUACACCAGGUUGUUAGCCGUAAAGCACUUGACAUUGGAGAUGAUCCUGCAUCACUGCCCAAAGGACAGACCAUAAAUGUUGGGGCAAAGGACGAUGUCUCGGCGGUGAAGAGAGGGGGCUGCUGCACUGUAUGAAGAGAAGAAACAAAGGAGGUGGUUCGUUUUGUGGGGUGGCUCUUUAUUGUCAGUUUUGGGAGGUGGGAAUUUGCUCUGCUUGCGAACUUUUAUUCGAAUGGAAUCGUGGGUUAAUUCGGAUUUUACCGGGGGGGUUUUUUUCCUCUGUAUUUGUGUUGUAAUGGUCCAUUAUGAAUUACACUGUACUAUGUUUUUCAAUUUUCACUUGACUUUGAGAUUCUGGGAUUUGUAUUAUGUUUUGAAUUUUUUA
Messenger RNA from Erythranthe guttata (spotted monkey flower), 1126 nucleotides. RefSeq names its product ras-related protein Rab11B. The record is from RefSeq and is a predicted model, not a curated record. Gene Ontology annotation, molecular function: GTPase activity; GTP binding. NCBI's taxonomy places the organism in Eukaryota, Viridiplantae, Streptophyta, Magnoliopsida, Lamiales, Phrymaceae.